AUACGCUGUCAGCAAUUUUUCAGAGAGAGAGAGAGAGCCGAGAGAAGAAAAUUGUGAGGAAAUUCAGAAUUUUAGGGUUUGCGAGUUGUGAAUUGAGAGAGCGUUAUGGCAUUGACGAAGGCGAAGGAGCUCGUGUCGACCAAUUCGGUCGUCGUCUUCAGCAAGACGCAUUGCCCGUUCUGCGUGAACGUGAAGCAGCUCUUGACUCAAUUGGGAGCAUCCUACAAGGCAAUUGAGUUGGACUCUGAAAGUGACGGAGCUCAGAUACAAUCAGCUCUGGCAGAGUGGACUGGCCAGCGGACUGUGCCCAAUGUUUUCAUUAGUGGAAACCACAUCGGUGGAUGCGACAAAACAACGGCAUUGCACAAGGAAGGUAAACUGUUCCCUCUGCUUACUCAAGCCGGAGCCGUUGCCAAAACUUCUACUUAAAAUAAUGGAUGAUUAGUAGUAAAGCAGAAUAAUUUCAGUUAUGUGCUUUAACAAUUUCCGAACGUAACGCACAUUCAACUUGAAUUUGUAUAAUCUCCGUUAGUGUUUUCAUAUUUCGAUUCGGAUACAUGUGUGCUUGAGUUUUCUUGAUAA
Malus domestica (apple) is the source of this 582-nucleotide messenger RNA. RefSeq names its product glutaredoxin. The record is from RefSeq and is a predicted model, not a curated record. Gene Ontology annotation, molecular function: glutathione disulfide oxidoreductase activity. Gene Ontology annotation, cellular component: cytoplasm. Gene Ontology annotation, biological process: cellular response to oxidative stress. NCBI's taxonomy places the organism in Eukaryota, Viridiplantae, Streptophyta, Magnoliopsida, Rosales, Rosaceae.